Notechis scutatus (mainland tiger snake) is the source of this 1104-nucleotide messenger RNA. RefSeq names its product snail family transcriptional repressor 2 (gene SNAI2). The record is from RefSeq and is a predicted model, not a curated record. Gene Ontology annotation, biological process: regulation of DNA-templated transcription. Gene Ontology annotation, molecular function: RNA polymerase II cis-regulatory region sequence-specific DNA binding; DNA-binding transcription factor activity, RNA polymerase II-specific. NCBI's taxonomy places the organism in Eukaryota, Metazoa, Chordata, Lepidosauria, Squamata, Elapidae.
CUCCCCUCUUGCACCUGAUGAGUGGGGUAUUUACUGCACUUUCCAAGGACUUCUUUGCACUACAUAAUUUUGCUGCAUGGGGCAAACAGAGGAGGAGAUGUUCUACUAGAGGACCAAUGUCCCUGCAGUGAUUCUUCUCUGUUCUGCUGCUCAAAAGCUGGGAACCGUUAUUCCGCAGCGAGAGGAAAUCCGGGAAGGGGGAAGCAGUCCUUGUGUUUCAAAAUGCCACGGUCCUUCUUGGUGAAGAAACAUUUCAACGCGUCCAAAAAGCCCAACUAUAGUGAACUGGAUACACAUACAGUGAUUAUUUCUCCAUACCUUUAUGAGAGCUACCCAAUGCCGAUAAUUCCACAGCCAGAAAUCCUGAGUUCAGUGGCAUACAAUCCAAUCACAGUCUGGACUACAACUGGGCUGCUGCCUUCCCCCUUGCCCAGUGAUCUUUCUCCUCUUCCUGGAUACCCUUCAUCUUUGGGAAGAGUCAGCCCACCCCCCCAUUCUGACACUUCGUCCAAAGAUCACAGUGGCUCAGAAAGCCCCAUUAGUGAUGAAGAGGAGAGAAUCCAGUCCAAGCUUUCCCACCCCCAUGCAAUUGAAGCUGAAAAAUUUCAGUGUAGUUUAUGCAACAAGACCUAUUCAACUUUCUCGGGACUUGCCAAACAUAAGCAGUUGCACUGUGAUGCCCAGUCUAGGAAAUCCUUCAGCUGUAAAUACUGUGAUAAGGAAUAUGUGAGCCUGGGAGCUCUAAAGAUGCACAUCAGGACCCACACACUACCUUGUGUCUGCAAGAUUUGUGGCAAGGCUUUCUCUCGACCCUGGCUACUACAAGGACAUAUCCGGACUCAUACUGGAGAGAAGCCUUUUUCAUGCCCUCAUUGCAACAGAGCAUUUGCAGACAGGUCAAACUUGAGGGCCCAUCUGCAGACCCAUUCGGAUGUGAAGAAAUACCAGUGCAAAAAUUGUUCUAAAACUUUCUCUCGAAUGUCUCUUCUGCACAAACAUGAGGAGUCUGGCUGCUGUGUAGCUCACUGAGUUUACCUGUUUUCAUGCCUUUGCCACAAACUAAAGAGACAUCCACUCCUUUUCAUGUAUUGGUUCAUCUGUUUC